AUGACAGAUUGUGGUAAAGAUCAGGAGGCUCAGACUAGAUCUGAGUCUGAGGAUAAGGAGUUGAAAGAGAGACCCAAGGUCAAACUGCCUCUGGUGCCCACCAUGCCUGGCAAUGCCUGGUCGCAGAUGAGGGCUCGUGAGCAAGAACGUAUUCGUGAAAGGGAGCUGCAUAAGUUGGAGUUUGGUGAGUUGGGGUAUGACCCUAAUACCGGUAUGUUAUGUCUUCCCUCUAUUUUCGCUGUUGGCUUGACUUUUCUGAAAUCUAGUACAAUGAGGAAAUCGUCUGGACUAGAUUACGACGAGGCUCUCGCCCUCCCGAUGCCUAAGCCCCGUCUUAUAGGUGUCAGUAGUUCUGCUCCUGUGCUUGAGCCGACGGUUUCAAAGCCAAAUGUCCUCACAAAGUUGAGUGGUUUGAAGAGACAGGGCGCUACGGAGCCCCAUCCUGGUGAUAAGGGUGCGGAUACAAAGGUUGAAGGUGAAAAGAAAAAGUCCAUGAUCGCGACGCUGAGAUCGAGACUCAGCUUCAAGGAGCUUGGUAAGGAGUUUCGUAAAGCUCAAGAUCCUCCACUUAGCACUAUGCCUCGACUGCCACCGAGUGUUGGAAUUCCACAGGUCGAAAAGAUCAAACAAUCGCCGCCUGGGUCUUUUGACUUCGAUGAGGAAAGGCUAUAUAUCCCCAAGCGCAGAGAUCCUGGAGUGCACCCUGCAUCUGCUCCAGUCCAGGCCACUAGGUUUUCGGACCCAGGUAGCUUCGAGAGCUCUAAACAGAGCACCUCAUCCUGCCCUGCACAGCAGGCUAAGGGUGAUGGCAAGCUUGAUGCAAUAACUCUUAAAGACACACAGAAACAACAUCGGCCUUAUCACAAAGUGGGAAACGUGGAGCCUAUGACACGCCUUGACACUGUCCUGAUUGACGGCUCAUCUCCUCUAGCUAGCACAGGCGAUACCAGCAGGAGCCACCCGGCGGUUGUCGAUGCGGAACAACGCUAUAUCAGUAUGAAGGUGGAUAUCGAACCAUCAGUUCCCUCUAAGUCAAAUACUGAUGCCACCUCUAUUAUGAGUCCAGCUUCAACAUCCAACGAACCAAAAGGUGUUGCACCAAUGUCCUCGCCGUGCGAACGCAAACAGAGCAAGGUGGAGAAAAGUCGUCCGCUAGUCGUCUCAUCGGAUCAGCAGAGGCCACUGUCUGUCAGAACACAGGACCAAACUGAAGUAACUACUCCGUCCGGACAGUACAACAGGCGCUCAUCCACUAGAUCACGGGAGCAACAAGCCUCAACCCCUGGACAGGCUGAACCUGUUUUCGACCCAACACAUAUGAGGAUGCCCUUCGAUCCUCAGCUCCCGAUGGAUGAUCCUCGUUUCUACUCUGGCGCGACGACUCACGGAGGUUAUGCUCCUCCUCCACCGCACCCGGGCUACCAAAACACAGUAACGCUGGAGCAGCAGAUAUCCACCUACAUGGAUUCGCUUCACAUCCACGUUGACGGCACAGCCAACAAACUUGCCCGGUCAUUCGAAAACAACAGCAACUGGUCAACGGAUCAAAUCCUGAGGCACACAGGGCAUCUGUCGGAUCUCAUGCGCAAGCUCAAUGCCCGAGUGAUGAGCGACACUGAAGUGACGAGAGAGCUGCAGCGGGUCAUGAUGGAGGUAAAGAUUCAAGUCGGUGCUAUACAGCGUGAGCAGCACCAGAUGGAAGACAGGAUGACACAGCUCUUCCAGAGUGAGUACAACAAACUGAAGGGCGAGAUUAACGUGUUGGCCUCGACUGUAAGGUCCACUCUCCCCUACAACCCAGCACAGGAUGCAAGAUCCAUGAAUACCAGGUUGCAGGGGAGCCGAGAUGUCAUCAGAUGGAGUAAAGACAACGAAAGGCCACAACAGUUCAGGAAGAUGAAGUCACGUCAGAUGAGGAAAGGAGAUGUGGUGACAAAGAACACGGACAGCAGAGGUGGGGAAGAACACAACUGUGAAUCUGUCGCACUGAACAAACACGCCGAGGAACACAUGCUUACUGAUGAUGUUCCAACACCUAUGGCAGCCUUUCCCACUCCAAGUUUCCAUGGCGAUGACAGGAAAGAUCACUUCACUGAGCCUCACUCCAGAAGACCCAUUCUGAAAGACCCGAGCACAGGAUCCACGGGGAGUCCAGAACCUCUGCACAGCAGCUCCGCUAAAGGCAAAGGAAGAACUGCUAGCAGUCAAACUCUUGUUCACAAAGCAAGCGCUGAAAUCAUGAAGUUUCCAGCUAAGAUGGGCCUUUUCUAUCCUUUCCGCCGUGGCCGUGAUCGGCGUAGCAGCGAAAGCAAAAUCGCAAGCCGCUCUUUGCCUCCUACCAAGCGCAGCAAAGGUGAUAAAACUUUUGAAGGGCCAGAGUCCAUGAAGCAAGAACCACUUCCAUUUACACCCGCCAUGCAAGCAAGCGCUAUUUCUACUACUGGGGCAGAGCAUCGCCAGGUGGAGAUUAGCCCCAGCAGAGUUCAUCCCGCUCUGCGCAAUCUUGCUCAGCAACAGAUCAUGGCAGAACGUGAGCGCCUCGAUACUCAGGACAACAUGACAGCCCGGCAGCUCCUACGGUCCUCCCAAUCCUUUCAGGAUCUAAAUUCUCGUUCCAGAAAUGCUGCAUCGUUUGAUUGGAUUGAUAGCUCAAUCGAAAGUCCUUCGGAGUCCACAAGUCGCAGUCAGAACCAGCAGGAUCUCGCUAUGGGAUUCCCUGCUCUUUCAACAGCCCCGCUCCGCUCGUCUUCUAGAGCAGAUUCACCAUUAACAGCUUUCGCUGAAGCACGGAUGUCUCAGGCUUCAAAUGUUUCUUUUGGUUACCGUGGCCCGACCCCUCCUCCCAGAGAGUCUGAAGCGAGCGAGUCGAGCCUACCAACCUGGUAUCAGGCAGCCUACGCAUACAAGCCCAUCGAAAAGCCAGAGGACGAUUGA
This is a messenger RNA of Aspergillus pseudotamarii, 2934 nucleotides long. RefSeq lists its product as uncharacterized. The transcript is spliced from 2 exons. NCBI's taxonomy places the organism in Eukaryota, Fungi, Ascomycota, Eurotiomycetes, Eurotiales, Aspergillaceae. The coding region runs from base 1 to 2934 and encodes 977 amino acids. The record is from RefSeq and is a predicted model, not a curated record.